This is a messenger RNA of Dictyostelium purpureum, 306 nucleotides long. RefSeq lists its product as uncharacterized. The record is from RefSeq and is a predicted model, not a curated record. The transcript has a single exon. NCBI's taxonomy places the organism in Eukaryota, Evosea, Eumycetozoa, Dictyosteliales, Dictyosteliaceae. The coding region runs from base 1 to 306 and encodes 101 amino acids.
AUGGAUUUUUUUAAUUUUGGUUUUUUCUUUUUUGUUGUAGUGAUUUGUAUUUUAUCUCAAGAAAAUAAUAUUGAACAAUGUAAAUUGGUUAAAGAAAGGGACUCACUCAAUGCUAAAUUAGAAAAUCAAUUUAGCAAAUCAAAUCAAUUACAAGAGAAAAUAUUAGAAAAAGACCAAAUUAUCCAAAUGCUUGAAAAAAAGCUUUUAUCAGAACAAAUAGCUGUAGUUCAACUCUCUUGUGAACACAAACAAACAUUGGAUAUAUUGAAUCUUAGAUCAUUAUGGAUCCGAUCGAUACCUUGCUAA